Molecule: messenger RNA, 1738 nt
Organism: Cercospora beticola
Lineage: Eukaryota; Fungi; Ascomycota; Dothideomycetes; Mycosphaerellales; Mycosphaerellaceae
Product: cytochrome P450
Molecular function (GO): oxidoreductase activity, acting on paired donors, with incorporation or reduction of molecular oxygen; heme binding; iron ion binding
Source: RefSeq, a predicted model, not a curated record
AGUCUGGCUCGAUUUCCAGAGCCGAUCAUCCAAGUGUGCUCCUCCCCUGGGAUUUCGGACUUUUUUAUUGUUCCUUCGAGUCUUCACUGAGGACCGAAACACCACCAUGUGUGCGAAUAUCAUGCAUGAACAGCAAUGAGUAUAUAUGAACAGGUAACGUCUUGCUGUCCAGCGAUCUCAUAAUACACACCUCACAACGUGAACGAACAUGGGACUCUCAUACUUCUAUCUCACAUCUGCUUUUGCAGCCAUUGUACUGUCCGUGCAACUUGCAAAGAUAUUUUACAAUGUCCUCCUUUCCCCUCUCCGCAAGAUUCCUGGCCCAUGGUACAACUCCAUCACAGGUAUUCCAUCGAGAUUCGCAUCUACAGUACAAAAGCGACAAGCACACUAUGCCCACGAAUUGCACAAGAAAUAUGGACCCUACGUACGAUUUUCGCCGAACGAAGUACUCAUAUCAGAUCCCGCAGCCUUCAGAGAGAUUCAUAAAGUCGGAACUCAUUUCUACAAGACCGAUCUGUACAAGUUCCUGAAUCCUACCAAGCCCGGUGAAGGGCCAUAUGGAAUGUUUCAAGCGACCGACCCCGCGCAGCACUCUCGUCAUAGGAAACUUUUAGGCAAAGGCUUCACCCAGAACUACCUUCGCUCCAAUUGGGAGGGUAGAAUUCAGGAACAGGCCGAGUCGCUCAUUCAGUAUCUGAAAAGCGACGCCAAGAAUUCUUCAGGCGAAGUUGAUAUCUACAAGUGGCUGCCCCUCUUUGCUGGCGAUGUCGUCGCAGAGCUUGCAUUCGGGCAGUCAUUCGGGAUGAUGGAGCGAGGCAAACCGGACGAGAUCAUCACCUACGAGAGUGGAAAUACCUUCGCAUAUGCCUUUCCACUGUUGUACCAGAUUGUGCGAUGGAUCCCUCAUCCAAGGAUACAAAGCGCAUUCGGCGGAAAUCAAGUUCUGCUUAAAAGAGGCAGAGUAGCUGUGGAAAACAGCAAGGCAAAUGCGGAUGCAAACAAUCUUUUCGCAAAAGCGGUAGCAGAUGCCGAGAAGGGCGACACUCUGUUGACUGAUGAAGAAAUCGUGAUUGAAGCUGGAGACUUCCUCUUCGCGGGGACAGACACUACUGCCACGACUCUGACCUAUUUGAUAUGGUCAGUGCUGCGCGAUCGAAAUGUCCAGCAAGCCAUUGAGGAUGAAGUUGCUACGCUCAGCGAACCAUACAGCGACGAGCAACUUGAGCAACUCCCGGUUCUCAGCGCUCUUGUCAAGGAGACUUUGCGCCUUUACGGCGCUGCACCAGCGGCUUUGCCACGUGUUACACCACCCGAAGGUGCCAUUCUUGGGGGCUAUGAGAUUCCCGCUGGAACGACAGUCGCAACACAGGAGUGGAGUAUGCACCGCGACCCAAAUGUCUUCACUGAUCCAGAGAUAUUCGACCACACGCGAUGGCUGGAUGGCACGCUGGCUUCGAGAGAGGAUGUGAAGCGAGUCUGGUCACCAUAUGGAGCAGGGAGCAGGAUCUGUGUCGGGUCAAAUCUCGCGAAUAUGGAGUUGAGAAUCGCCACGGCAGCAUUCUUCAGGAAUUGCCGUGGUGCAAAAUUGGCGCCUAGCACGACAGAUGCGAGUAUGGAAGUGGAAAAUGUGUUCUUGAUCGCGCCUAAAGCGAUGGCGUGUAAGGUGGUGAUUCCAGUGGCGGAGUAAUGGGCAUAGACUAGUCAAGAAGAAUGUGAUAAUAUGUAUAACGAAUAA